AAGCUACAAAAUUCUUGGCUACAAUACAGCGCCUAUGCGAGCAACAGGUUGCCUUUCAGUGAUAUUUUCAGUUUAGUCGUCGAACGACAACGAUACGAACACGAAUCAUUUGUUGUAGUUUCCGCGUGAAAAUUACAGAAAAGAUUCCAAACGAAAACAAAAUCAGCGUCUAGUGCAAAAUGGUGUCCGUGGAGACGAUCGGUUCUAUAUUCAUCAAGGCCCUGAAGCUGAUCAUCAACCUGGUUAUCAUCUUCCUGUACCGUUGGGGCGAUGGCGGCGAAUUCCUGGGCAUCGGCGGCACUUGGAACUUGAACGAGGAGAAGAGCGCCGAUGCGGAAAUCGUAGCCUCGGGAGUGAUGGUUGGAUUUUUGAUUUACACUGGAUGCCACACGAUUGCCUUCGCAUUUGGCACCACCAAGCAUAAGGGAGAGCUCUGUGACACCAUCAUGAACGUGGUUGGCUGCAUCAUGUGGAUCGCCGUGGGUGGAGUGGCCCUGCACUACUGGAAGGGUUAUAUGUCCGACGAGGGAUUCCUGUACGUAAACUCGGAGCGCCAAGUGGGCAUUGCCAUGGGAUCGCUGUGCGUCAUCGAGGGCGCACUGUAUCUGCUGGAUACCGUUUUGGCCUGCAUACACUAUUCGAAGGGCGACACCGACUACCCGCAGUAAAAGUGGAGCAACGGGGCAAACAAUCGCAAUCGCCGAAUAACCACAUCCACAUAUUUCUUUAUACUUAGAUCGAUUUAAGAACAAAUUAGUUUUUAUACGCAAUCAAAUGAAGUUCGCAAGGGUCAAUUGUCGCUCUACUAUACACUAACUGUUUCAUUACUUUCACUAUUAACGUCCAAAUUUCGGCAAAUACAAAUAGUUAAGACUUCGCCAUCAAUACAAGCUUUUUUGUGCAUUCGGGAAAUACUUGUGAAAUUUGACAUAUAUACAAAAAACACUACCUAACAGAUUAAAAUAAUAUAUUUUUGUUUUCUUUAAGCUAAAUUUUUAAACUAAAAUAUUACGGAAAACUGCUGUUUUACUGAUAUUCAAAUAUUGUCAAGCCAGUCGUUUUGCAUUUCUAAUGAUAGUAAAAAAUAUUUAUUUACUAUAAA
Molecule: messenger RNA, 1102 nt
Organism: Drosophila gunungcola (fruit fly)
Lineage: Eukaryota; Metazoa; Arthropoda; Insecta; Diptera; Drosophilidae
Gene: Ssk
Product: protein snakeskin
Exons: 4
Coding region: 180-668 (162 amino acids)
Biological process (GO): septate junction assembly
Source: RefSeq, a predicted model, not a curated record